UCCAUUCCAGUGUUGGCGGCGUUGGCUUCUACCGACAGAAUCCAACAUGGAGUAACCAGAGAUGGGGCUCGUACGGGGCCAUCCUCACCGACAUCAACGCACGAUUUCAAUUACCGCAUUUCAGCAUGGGGCGCGACGGGAUUAAAUCGGUGGAGGUAUUCCAAAGGGAUUUACACUCUCGUGGAUGCACUCGAAUAAUUGUAGUGAAGCGCUGAGAGACGAAGAAGAGAAGCAAGAAAUAACGCAAACAAACAAACAUAGAAAAAAAACACUCGGAAAACUAGGCUGAUACUGUUACGGUGUGUGAUCGAGGUGUUGGACGAGAAGGGCAAGACAAAAUGAAGACACCACACAAUGUACCCUCGGUGGGAUAUUAUUGUAGGUGAAACGAAAAAAAUGACCGAGGAAACACACCCAGACGACGACAGCUACAUUGUGCGCGUCAAAGCGGUGGUCAUGACCCGGGACGACUCGAGUGGCGGCUGGCUGGCCCAGGACGGUGGGUGCCUCAGCCGUGUGGGCGUGUGCAAGGUGCUGUCGGCCGAGCUGCUGGACCGAAGCAGCUUCCUCAUCCACGGCGAGCGCCUCAAAGACAAACAGGUGAUUCUGGAAUGCUUCCUGAAGAAGGAUCUGGUGUACACCAAGGCCACGCCCACAUUUCACCACUGGAAAGUGGACAACAAGAAGUGUGGUUUGACGUUCCAGAGCCCGGCCGACGCACGCGCCUUCGACCGUGGGGUCAGGAAAGCCAUGGAGGACCUGACGGAAGGUACGGGAGGGGAAGGCGAAGACUAUGAGGGCUGUAUCUCAAUGCUCUUGAACGGAUCUACCACCUCCUCUUCGACCAUCCAGAACGAGGCCGAGUUGGGCGACGAUGAUGUUUUCACUAAUGCCACCGACAGCUCGUCCAACUCCUCCCACUCCCAGAAGAAGGAGCCCCUGCAGCUGCAGACCCUGGCCCCGCCCAGCUUCUGCGAGCCGCGCCGCCACCACUGCAUCCUGGGCCACUUCUACGACCAGCACCGACCCUCGGACCACUACUUCCUGGAUCAGUCGGUUCCCAUGUUCCCACGCCACGUCAGCUUCCAGGUGGAGGAGGAGGAGAUCGUGCGCAUCAACCCUCGCGAGCGGACCUGGCUGACUGGGUACGAGGACUACCGGCACGCCACCGCCACGCGCGACAAGCUCAUCCAGCACCCCGAGGACGCCGACGCCUACGUGCACUUCGCCAAGAGCGAGCCGCCCAAGCACGACUACACCUACCCUUACCCCCUGGGCCUUGAUCCCCACCAGCAUGCAAGAGACCCCAAGAUAGGCUGCGUGGACCGACUUGGUGGGGGCGGCCUUAUCGGGGGACACAGGGCGGUGGUCACAGCCCAGCCUCGCACCCUCCAGCUCAAGGGCAAGCGGCGGAAGGAAGACGGCGAGCGCUCGCGCUGCGUCUACUGCCGGGACAUGUUCAACCACGAGGAGAACAGGCGCGGGCGGUGCCAGGAGGCGCCGGACCCAAUCCAGACGUGCAUCCACCGGGUCAGCUUCAUGUGGUGCGCGGACAGCCUGCUCUACCACUGCAUGUCGGACCCGGAGGGCGACUACUCGGACCCGUGCUCGUGCGACACCAGCGACGAGCGCUUCUGCCUGCGCUGGCUGGCCCUGGUUGGGCUGUCGCUGCUGGCCCCCUGCAUGUGCUGCUAUGCCCCCCUGCGCGCCUGCUACCGCUGCGGGGUGGCCUGCCACUGCUGCGGGGGCAAGCACAAAGCCGUGGGCUGAGGGCCAGGAGGGAGAGAGAGAGUGGAGAGUAGAACAGAGAACCAUGGAAGGGACUGGACCGGAAGAGGGUGGCCCCGCUAUUCUUUUGUUUUGAGUUUUUGUUUUCGCUGUUGUGUCUCUCGGCCAAAUUCCAGAUGGGAAAACAAUUGGCUUGUCCCGAUUCUUUUCUAAAUGGAAAUUUCUCUCGGUGGAAAGAAAGAGAAAAAAUAAGUUUCCUAAUGUUUUUUAUUUUUUAUUUUAUUUUUUAUAGGGGUACCCUGCCUACGGCUUCCACGUCCUUGCAUUACAAAGACUAAAACAAUGAAUAUUCAUAUAUAAAUAUAUAUAAACAGGUACUUUAUAUUUUUACACUCAUGUGUUUUAAAGGCUUGAAUAUUUUUAUUUUUAUCAGUGUUUUGUGUGAGGUCAGUGUGAGCGUUGUUUUUUGAGGGGGGCUCUCACUUUGUGUUCCCCUCGCAUGGCUCACCACCAAUCACAGAUCAAGCUGGUUCCCGCCUGUAAAGCAGAGGCACUUAAAUCAAGGGUGUGUCCUAAAUGGUACCUUAUUCCUUAUAAAGUGCACUACUUUUGAUCAUAGCCCCAUGGGCCCUUGUCUAAUGUAGUGCAAUAUAUAGGUAAUACAGUGCCAUGUGGGAUGCAGCCCAACUGUGAUCAUGUCUGCCCCUCCCAGCCAAUGAAACAAAAGGCAAACGUUUAACCAGUGUUUCCUCAUUCUGCACCUUGACUACUCCUGACCUAGCCUGUUCCCAGAUCAAUUAGACCUGGGGCCAGGCUACCCCUGACUAUAAAGAUUUUUUUUAAAUCAAAUUAAACCUAAUAUCAAUGAAUGUCAGUGGAGACACACCAGGGGAAAAAACCUGAAAGUACCAUUCUACUGCUUAGUCAAAUUAGACUAAAUGUAUUGUGGAUUCGACCCAGAACAAAAUCUAAAAUGGGUCAGGGGUACUUGACUAUUGGAUGGGGAAACUCUGCUUUAGACACUUAAUCUGUAGGGUUGUUGUUGUGUGUCUGUGUGACUUCCUAUGUGCAAAAGUCUGGAAAAUGGAAUGGGUAACAAUGUAUCCCAGAUUGCUAUUGUUGUGACUUCAACUAAAAGCCAAAAUGACAAAAUAAGCUGCAGCAUUUA
Salvelinus sp. IW2-2015 is the source of this 2896-nucleotide messenger RNA. RefSeq names its product sprouty-related, EVH1 domain-containing protein 2. Gene Ontology annotation, biological process: negative regulation of MAPK cascade; multicellular organism development. The record is from RefSeq and is a predicted model, not a curated record. Gene Ontology annotation, cellular component: membrane. Gene Ontology annotation, molecular function: protein kinase binding. Lineage: Eukaryota; Metazoa; Chordata; Actinopteri; Salmoniformes; Salmonidae.